CCUCCGAAUUUGGCGGCGGAGGAGAUUCGCCCACUCCACUCGUCGUCCCUGUCGUCGCCCGUUCUUGUCCCCGCCCACUCUCGUCUCGCCAAAUCGAUCACUCGUCCCAUCCUUCGUGAUUUCGUUGGAUCUGUUGGCAUAAAGAAAAAGGGAAUCUGGGUUCUAAAGUGGGUUGUCGACUACCUCUACUAUGCGACAUCGAAGCCAUCUUCUUGCUCUGGGUUCUAGGUCGAGCACAAAGGACGAAUCUGGAUUCCUAGGUUGAAACGCGGAGGUCGAAUCACAGUCGAAGUUUGAAUCUUGACGCCGAUCCCAUUCGAAUCGAACUCGAGGUACUUGCAAUCCAUUGCCGGUCCUGCCCUGUUGCAACGAGGAGGCGGUCAGGGAAUAUGGGAUUGGCUUUCCCUUGCUUGAUGGGUAUAUGUGAUUUUUGGGUUUUGCUUUCCAAUUGUUUACUUAGAAUAUAAUUUUUGGUCUGCAAUUUUUAGGUUUCUGGGUUCAUGUUUGUUUAACAUCAAGUUGAUACUAUUCAUUGAUCUCUUGUUGGUUCAUUGCACUAUAUACAUUUUGUAUUAGUAACUUUCCAGCAACUUUAAUUAAUUGUUUGUGUGAUUCUUUGAUUUGCAAUUAUCCAUCUGUACAUAAUAUUGAUGAUGGAAGAGGAAGAAGAAAGAACGAGUAAGGAAGCAGAGACGAAGAACACAAACAUAGGGAAAGAACACCUAUUGAAUAAGAGUGAUAAAAAUGUACUUUUAGGCCAUCCCUUUAAAUUCCUGCAUUCCCAUCCAAACAAUAAUUUAAGCCAAAUCACUCAUUUAAAUUACCUGGGUUUUCGGGUGAGUGAUUUGAGCUCAAAUCACUCUCAAAUUUCUCAAAUUAAAAUUCCGCAUCCAAACGACCCCCAAAAAUCAAAUCAGAUCCACAUCCUUUCGUAACCCAUUUAUCGUCGAUUCCUCUCCCUAUUCAAACCCCUAUUGGGUAACUGGGCAUGUAUUCGACAGAUUUAGGAAGAUUUGCCUUUUCUUGGCGAUGUUCAUUCAGAGCUAGUGUAGAGAGAGAACGGGGCGACACCGACUAACGAUGAACAACGAGCAUUCGAAAGGGCUUGACGGUGGCGGAUUUUGAAAUCCUUAGUUUUUCGACCCUACCGAGAAAUCUCUUGCUAUGCUUCCUUUGUGCAUUGUUGCUUGAUUCACUAUUGGAUUCAAAAUUUGAUAACUUGAUUAUUUUAAAAAAAGUGUGAAAUUUUAAUGUUUUAACUUUUUGAAAAGAAAAGGAAGAGAAAAUGUUGGUGCUUCCAUUUUUGGAAAAAGAAAGGUGGAAUUUUAGUGCUUUUGAUUUAUGACAAGACAAAGAAGUUGAAAAUUUUGCUUUUUUAUAUAUGGAAAGAGAAAGAAGGAGAACAUUUUGUGUUUUCAAUAUUUUGUGCAAAGAAAUAAGAAGUUUUUUUGUGCUUUCAACUUUUAAGUAUUUCAAAGUUUUAGUCUUUCAAAUAUGAAUCUUUAAUUUCUAUGAGAGACAUGACUAAUUGACUAUAUUAUAGCCUUAUAUGGAAUAACUAAUUGACUAUAUUAUAUUUGAGAACCUAUCAUGAAUUAUCUCAUCUUCAAUAUAAUAUUACUUGAACUAUCUCAAAUGCAUAUUACUUUACAUUGUGAAUAAAGGGUCAGACUGGCGUACGUCAGGCGUAUACUAUACGUCAGGUACUACUAGUGAGAUAUCUCUAUCUAGACCAUGAAUUAAAUCGAGUUUGUGGUAUGAUACUAUACCCUAACCUCUAAUGGAUAAACCCCAGUCACUGAUUUCCUUAACCCCAACCUAAAGUUUGAUUUAAUGAGAAACAAAAAUUGACCGUUGAGAUCGGUCGGAGCUCAUCUAAGUACAUCUAAUGGCUAGAUCACCUGACGUAUGGUAUACGCCUGACGUACGCCAGUCAUUACCUAUAAAUCAUAUACUUAAUUACUUAUCAAUUUCCUUAUCACAAUGUUUACAUGUGAAGGUUUUGAACUUUAACAUUUAGUGACUAAGAUAUUGUCUAUAGUAAAUCUUAUAACAGCCUUAUAGGACAUGAGUCACAUGACUAAUUGGAUAUGGUAGAUUUGGGACAUAUCAUGAUCCAAUCUCAAUAACGUCACUCGAACAAUCACAAAUGCAUGCUAUUUUACAUUAUAGAUAAUAUACUUAAUUAUUUAUUAAUGUAAUUAUCACAAUCUUUAUAGAUUAUGAGUUAAGUGUUUAUCCUUUAGUAACUAAGACAUUGUUUGUAGUAAACCUGGUUAUAGCUUUAUAGGGCAUGACUAAUUGGAUAUGAUGUAUUUGAGAACCUAUCACGAGUCAUCUUAUCAUAAUAAAGCAAUCGCUUACUUUAUGGUACACAUAACCUAGCACCCAUUAUACGAACCAAUUUAACAACUUCUGAUAAACAACGUACUUAUCGAGGUAUAUGAACUAAUUUGAUUAGUUUUAGGGUAUGAUGUUAUAUAAUUUGAAGUUUAAGAUACAUGUUUAGGAGAAAUUUUACAAUGUUAUAUAGUAUUGGUGCUAUAGGUUUUUGCCUUUAUGGUACAACUUUAGAUUGUACCUAUACUUUUUGUACAAAUUCUUUUAUGGUACAACUUGAACUUGUACCUUUAUGUGAUGGUACAACUUCAAGUUGUAAAGUUGUACCAUAACAUAAUGGUACAAAUUGUUUUAUGGUACAACCUAAACUUAUACAUUUAAUGUUAUGGUACAACUUUGAGUUGUACAUUAAAGCACCAAUGCUAUAUAGCAUAGUAGAAGUGCUCCUAUGUUUAGGAUUGUUUUUGGAUUUAAUAACUAAAUUAAAAAACUUCACUUAACGAUUGUACUUUUUUCUAUGCUUUUACUUUUGUUGCAACAUCUACGUUAUAUUAUCGUUGUUUUACAACGAUGAAGCGAUAUGGCCCAUUUAAGUUGUGAUCGAGUUGCAUAUUGGUUUCAAAAUGAGAGCUAAUUUUGGUAAGUUGAGUCAUACGAUUGUAAUAACCCAAUCAUUAAAAGGAUAUAAAAUUAGUUAAGCACUUUGCCAAGUUCUUUUUUAUACUUUUGUUAGUGCUUCUACCAAAUAACUUUUAUAAGUACAUAUAUGAGGUAAAAAUAAAUUUUUUAGAAAUUGCGAAAAAGUGUUUGGAAUUACGGAGUAAAGAGUAAGUAACACAAUAUGUUGACCUGAACGACCUGCAACCCGCCUGAUCCGUAACCCGAUGAACCUGAAACCUGUUUGACCUACACCGAUGAACCGCAACCAGGCUGACCCAUAACCCAAUCAACCCAUAGCCCGAAUGACCUAAAACAGAUAAACUCGAACUCGACUGACCUGGAAGCCUAUGAACCCAAAACUCAACUAACCCAUAACCUUAUUGAAUCCAAACAGAACCUGCCCGAACCCACACAAUUGUCACCGUUAUGUAUGAGUGGGAGGGAUAUUAGCACCAUCAAGCUGUUAACUAAGCUCAUCAUAGAUGCACUAUGUUAUGUAAUUACUGGAUUUUGAGUAUAGUUAGCAGGCAAUCCCAUUAGGGGUGUGACUCCUCUCGUUAUUUUCUUUGAGUUCUCUUUAGAAAGCAGAAACCAAUUUUCAGAUGGUGUUGGGACUGCCGUCGGCGUUCCUUAAGCGACCAGUGGUAGCCUCUUUCCCUUUUCGUUUCGUUUUUUCAUGUUCUUCUUUUGUUUUGUCCUCUCAUUACUUUUCGUCGGUUCUCUUCUCUUUUCUUUUGCUAUGGCUUCUGCCCUUCUAGUGCUUUUCUUUCCCGUUGCUAGGAUUUCUUCCUCCCCUUUAAUGGGUUGAUCUUUUGAUCUCCGAUCUGUUGUUUCAUAUCUGGAGAUGUGUCCGAUCUUAGAUGCAAAAUGGAGGCUAGAUCUUUCAUAGAUCUGGCUUGUUUUCUCCUCUUCUUUCCUUUUCUUACCUCCUUGUUUCACUUUGCAGAGCUUGGUGAUUCAGAGAUGCAUCCUUUGGCGAGGACACAAUCUGGAGAGCUUGAAGGCAGAUGAUUUCGUCCCUCUGAUUCCUUCGCUGGGUCAUUUUGAUAGUUUCCCUUGUGUUGGUUUGACGAAAGGCGGAUGUCGAUUUGGCUCAGGGUGGUUAGCAUGGAAGGUGUCCUUCCUCAUCCCACCAUCCGAUUUCGGCUGAAUCAGAUCCCUCCUUGGCGCGUGGUGGCAGUGGCUGGUGGGGGUUGGCGGUGCAUGCACAUCAAGUGUCGGUUGAGGUUCGGCCGCUGCGGUGGAGGAUCUUAGAGGGAUGCAAAAGGCGGCUAGCGUUUGCAGGACUUUGACAAUGCUUUUGUCCUUGGUCCCAUUGGGUUCCAGAUUGUAUUUUAGGCUUUUUUGUUUGGGUCUUCUAACCCUUGUAACUUUUUGCUUGUAUCAUUUCUGGUUGGCCUGACCAUUUUGAACUAUUUAAAAAAAAAAGUGAGGUAGUAUGCAGGUGAAGCUAUCUUGUUAUGUAAUGUAAGAGAGGAUUUGUUAAUUACCCCCUCAAGAUCCACACACUUGAUACCAAUUAAAAUGAAUUUCAAAACCACCAUGAAGUAUCGUCGUAAGUUUCCAAGAAUAUGUAUGUGUUGGUGUUGUAACUGGGAUGAGUAUCGAUCAAUUCGGUUAAGAACCGGAUCGGUUGAGAUAGGAUCUUACCAAAAACAAAGAAAAUUUGAGGAUUAGAACAUAUCCAAAGCAUGUUGGGUUCAUUUGGUUUGAUUUAGUUCGGUCCAAAUUCAAUCUCCAACCAUAUUUUUAAUAAAUAAUUCAUAAGUCCAAAACUGAGUUACGCUUCUAUUCAGUUCAAAUAUGGAUUGAUUCGAUGUGAAUCGAAUCGUUGCCCAUGAAUAAUAAGCUAAAAAGUAUAGACCACUGCCCAAACACACAAACGAGUCUAUUAAUUAACAAAGUAAAUGAAAAUGCAACAAGUCAAUUAUUAUCAUAAGUACAAUGGAAAAAAAAAACAUAAAACCAAAGAAGGAAGAGUUGGGUUAAAGAAACAAAAAAACAUGGCGUGUGGCAGAAAUGAAAUUAGAGGGUUUCGACUUCCAAUUCAAGCUCCCACUGCUGCUGUUUGCAAAACACGUGUAGUGGGUAUAAUCCCAAAUUAACACAUACGUGGCCCCUCAAAUCAACACUUCCCCACCAAGUGUCCCCUCCCAACGCCUAAUCACAAUCAACCUUCCCCUCCUCCUCCUCCUCCUUCUUCUUCUUUGUCUUUUUCCCUAAUUAAACCACUCAUCAUUAAUUACGACAUUAACACUCUGACGGGCCGCCCCUUAAUCACCAAUUAAAUAACUUGACACAUUAAUUUAUUCACUUACAAAAAGAUUUAGACCUUUUUUCCCCCUCGCUCGUCGACCUAAAGAUUUCCUUUUAUUCUUCUUAUCCACCCUUUAAGCACCAUCAUCAACUCUCCCUCCUGCAAACAUCCGCUGCCGCACCCGCAAAAAACUCUCCAACGCCGUCGCCUCCUCCGCCACCGCCAGACCAUGAUCGUCUCUUACCGAGAAUGCCUCAAGAACCACGCCGCCUCCAUGGGCGGCCUUGCUCUGGACGGCUGCGGCGAGUUCAUGCCCGCACCAGAUGCUUCCCCUCUCCACCCCACCUCCCUCAAAUGCGCCGCCUGCGGCUGCCACCGCAAUUUCCACCGCCGCCACCCUUCCUCCGGCCACCACCACAUCCAGCUCCCUGCUCUUCAGUGGACCACCCACCACCACCACCACUCCUCCAGCCCCAGCCCGGGUCAGACCAGUUCGGGCGGCGCGCCGAGCCCGACUCCGUCUCCCCCCGCCGCCGCCGCUUCCCCAACUCCCCAUCACUCCGUCUACCCUUCCGCACCCCAGAUGCUCCUCGCCCUCAGCUCCGCCGCCGGCGAGCCUCUCUGCCCUGGCGAUUCGAACCCCCACUAUCGGAAUCAGGCGGUUCAGAACGUGAAUCUGGGGGAAAUGGGUUCGCUGAGGAAAAGGGCGAGGACCAGAUUUACGCCGGAGCAGAAAGCGAGGAUGCAGGAUUUUGCGGAGAAAUUAGGGUGGAAGAUGCUGAGGGGGAAAGAGGACAAGAUUGUGGGUGAUUUCUGCAGCCAGAUCGGGGUUCGGAGGAACGUGUUCAAGGUCUGGAUGCAUAACAACAAACACAGGAAGGAUAAGGGCAGUAAUGGAAACAACCACAACCACCACAACAACAACAGCAACAGCGGUGGUGGUGGUGGGAAUGGCAACAUUGGGCAUGAGCAUGAGCAUUUUGAUGAUGAUGGGGAUGAAGAAGAAGAUGAUGAAGAAGAAGAGGAAGAUGAUGAUAAUGGUAAUCAUCAUGUUGUUAGCGUUAAGUACGAUCUUAAUGGUACCAUUGGAGAUGGUGGUAACUACGAGGGUAGGGUUAGAUUUGACACUAACGUCUUUGAGAGCAAAGUUCAUCUCCAUGGCCCUUCUGCUGCUGCUGCUACUGCUGCUCCUAGGUCUUCUCCUUCGUAUUGAAGAUCUGUAGAUUUUCACUUGGAAAUUGUUCAAGGUAGGUAGCUAGUCUCUAAUGGGUUGGUUUACUUUUGUGUUUGUUGUUGCUGUUGUUGUUGUUGAUGUGGGGCUUAAUUUUGGGCUACCUGCUUUGUUUCAGCUCCUUAAUUAGUGAUGAGUAAAACUAAUUGCUAAUGGUGAUGAGAGAGGGAUUAGAGAGUUAAGGAACAAAAUGUUCAACUAAUGAUCCUUUUGUUGUAUCAACUUUAAAGGUGUUCUACUUCUAUCAUUUAUGUUAUGGUGUUAAUGCCUGCUAAUUAAAUUGCCAUUGUUUA
Molecule: messenger RNA, 6781 nt
Organism: Linum trigynum
Lineage: Eukaryota; Viridiplantae; Streptophyta; Magnoliopsida; Malpighiales; Linaceae
Source: the annotation of a GenBank genome assembly